Cadophora gregata is the source of this 5614-nucleotide messenger RNA. It is a transcript of the gene SIN3, whose product is annotated as Transcriptional regulatory protein sin3. Bases 208 to 4581 code for a protein of 1457 amino acids. The record is from RefSeq and is a predicted model, not a curated record. Gene Ontology annotation, molecular function: transcription corepressor activity. Gene Ontology annotation, biological process: negative regulation of transcription by RNA polymerase II. Gene Ontology annotation, cellular component: chromatin; Sin3-type complex. The transcript is spliced from 10 exons. Lineage: Eukaryota; Fungi; Ascomycota; Leotiomycetes; Helotiales; Ploettnerulaceae.
CACACUUCACUCUCCCACGUCAACCACUCGAGUAAACAUUCGGCACAUCGUAAAGUCACUCGGAACCUAGUCUCAAGCUUCACUGUUUACAACACUCCAUGCCUGAGCCGUUUGGCACAGCGCAUUAUACCUACGCAUAACGAUAGACUGGUUCAACCAUUUCUCCGAAAACUCCCCUGAACCCUUACGGACAUCCACUUACUGAUCAUGAAUUCCCAACCUCAUGGUCCGCCUGGGGGCUUCGACCGAGAGCGCGAAAUCGAAGAACAUAACAGGCAACGUGCAAUACAAGAUGACCUUGCACAACGGGAACGCGAGCGCGAAAUCAAUGAAAGACAAGAUAGAGAGAGACAACACCGAGACCAAUAUCAACCAGCUCAACCCCACCAGAAUAGCGCCAGCUCGCUUCCCCUUCACCAACCUGUAGCAUCUCGCCUACCAGGCGCCAUUCAUAGCCCUGGAGGACUUCUUGCAAACCACGGUGGCGCCCCUCCGUCUGGUCCUCUCGGUGCUCCCAGUGGCCCUGGGAAUGCAUUCGGUGGACCUCUUCAUGGCGAAGCUCGCCCUAUCCAGCACAACCCACAGCAAGCUACCAACCAGCUUCAGCAGCAGCAAGGCUUUGGGCCCAGCAUCAUGCACCACAAUUCCGUUGGUGGUCCUGGGGGAAAUGCUGCAUUUGGAGGACCAUUACAACAGCAGCAGGCCCAGCAGCAGCAACAGUCGGCUCAACAGCAACAACAGCAAGAAGCCGUCUCGCGAUUGCAACAGGCCCUUCCAUUUGGCGGACCUAUUCCACAAGGGCAUCAAAUGCCCGGAGCUCCUGCGUUGGGACAAGCGGGACAACAACCGAUAUUGAAUGACGCUCUCAGCUACCUCGAUCAAGUUAAAGUGCAGUUCGCCGACCAGCCAGACGUGUAUAACCGGUUUUUAGAUAUCAUGAAAGACUUCAAGAGUCAAGCAAUCGACACCCCUGGUGUCAUUAAUCGCGUUUCCGAACUUUUCGCAGGUCAUCCGAUGCUCAUCCAAGGAUUUAAUACAUUUCUACCCCCCGGUUAUCGUAUUGAAUGUGGCGCUGGAAACGAUCCUAAUACAAUCAGAGUUACUACACCUAUGGGCACAACUGUUCAGUCGAUUUCAGGCGGGCGUGCUCUACCUGAUGCCGUUGUAGCUCAAGGCGGUGGAUACUACAACCCCGGACGACCCGGUUGGCAACAGCAACAGCCUCAGCACAGCAUUGAAAGUCCAGAAGGAGUCUUCAGCCCUCAAGCGCAAAGUGGAGCGCAGAUCUAUAACCCAGCUCCUCCACAGCACGCUUACGAAAACGCAGCGGCUGUCACUGCUCACCAGCAGCAGCAAAGAGGUGUUUCUCAGUUGACAAACGCAGUAGCAACGUUGGGACAUCCUCCAAGAAAUGCGCAGACACCUACCCCUGGUGGCCAGCCAGGCAUGAAUAACGGAGCGCAACCUGGAUUGGAGAAGCGAGGACCUGUCGAAUUCAACCACGCUAUCAGCUACGUGAACAAAAUCAAGAAUCGCUUUCAAGACCGACCAGAAAUCUACAAGCAAUUCCUUGAAAUUCUUCAAACCUACCAACGAGAGUCAAAGCCAAUCCAAGACGUUUACGCCCAAGUCACCACUCUCUUCAACACGGCACCGGACCUUCUCGAAGAUUUCAAACAAUUCCUUCCUGAGUCCGCUGCUCAAGCAAAAGCAGCCGCAGCAGCCAAGGCAGCGGAAGAAGCUCAACAGACCCAAACUCCUCAAAGUCACGGUCCUCGUGGAGAGCCAAAGAUGCCACCGAUCGGCAAUUUCGCCGUACCCGCAAGUACAGGCAAGGAGGGCAGAAAGAGACCUCGCAAUAGUGGUGUUGCACCCGGGUCGCAGCCCAACACCGUCGCAGAGAGUUCGAGAGCAGCACAAGCAAAUGCAGGAAAUAAGAGAGCAAAAUUGACCCAUAAAUCAAACGCUCCAGAUGCUCCAGCGGUAUCUCCGACAUUGACGCCAAUCAUGCCUGAACCCAUGCCUCCAACUUCUACUUCGGGUGCCACGUCCGAGGAGCUCGCGUUCUUCGAUCGCGUGAAGAAGUACAUUGGGAACAAGUCAGCCAUGAACGAGUUCCUGAAACUCUGCAACCUCUUCUCGCAAGACCUCAUCGACAAAAACGUACUUGUGCACAAGGUCAGCAACUUUAUCGGCGGCAACCCAGACUUGAUGAACUGGUUCAAAGUCUUCGUUACCUACGAUGGCCACGACGCAGUUGUCGAUAAUCGUCCGAGGGCACCACCAGGCAAAGUCGCACUGAGCAAUUGCAGAGGACUGGGUCCCAGCUAUCGUCUCCUUCCGAAAAGAGAACGUUUAAAGCCGUGUUCCGGUCGCGAUGAGAUGUGCCACGAAGUUCUCAACGAUAGCUGGGCAUCGCAUCCUACUUGGGCAUCAGAAGACUCUGGAUUCGUUGCUCAUCGAAAGAACAUAUACGAAGAGGGCCUUCACCGCAUUGAAGAAGAACGACACGACUAUGAUUUCAAUAUCGAAGCCAAUGCCAAAGUCAUCCAGCUUCUGGAGCCCAUCGCCCAGUCAAUCCUUGCCAUGAAUACAGAGGAGAGAGAGAGCUUCCGCAUGCCAAUCGGACUCGGUGGAGCAUCCCAAGCCAUCUACAAGCGUGUACUCAAGAAGGUUUAUGGUGAACGUGGUCCAGAAGUUGUGGCAGAUUUGUUCAAGGACCCUUGCGCUGUGCUCCCAAUCGUUCUGGCUAGAUUGAAGCAGAAGGACGAGGAAUGGCGCUUCACUCAGCGCGAGUGGGAGAAGGUCUGGGCUGCACAGACUUCCAACAUCUACCUCAAGAGUCUCGACCAUAUGGGCAUUCAAGCCAAGCAAUCGGACAAGAAGAAUUUCUCCGCAAAGCACCUCAUCGAUGCGAUCAAGGCCAAGUAUGAAGAGCAAAGACGCCAACGAAGCCUGAAGGGACGAGCGCAUGCCUAUCAGUUCGCCUACAACUUCACAGAUCGUGAUGUCAUCCUCGAUGUCCUCCGUCUCAUGCUUGUCUACGUUUCAAACGCCAGCCAACACAAUCCAGCUGAACGAAUCCGCAUCACCAGUUUCUUUGAGAAAUUUCUCUCGCAAUUCUUCGACAUCUCAGAAGAUGACAUUACUCGUUGCAGUGCCGGCAUCGACCGUGGAACUCCUGAUGACGAUUCUGAGGACACUGCCCAUGUCGAACUCACCAAUGGCAGAGGCAGACGCGGUGGCAACGGCAAGAAGACCGAUCUUCGUCGCGGCGUUUUGGACAAAGCCAGGAACGGAGUCAGAGGCCGGGGCCAGAAGGAUGAUAGUGCUACUGGUAGCAAAGAAUCUACGCCAGACGUGGAAUCUGUCGCAGAAGAUGAUGCAGAUGCUUCAGAAGAGCCCAUCAACCGAGUCACUGACCAACGCUGGACGACUCUUCCUGGUGCCAUUGAGUUGGGUCGCACCGUACAAUACCCCGGCCUCAGCCCAGACCAACCAUUCAAGCGCGAUUGGUACAGCCUCUACGCGAAUCAAAGCAUCUUCGUCUUUUUCAGCGUCUUCCAAACUUUGUAUCGCCGGUUCAAGGAAAUCAAGGACAGCGAGGAUUCCGCGAGAGAGGAGGGCAUCAAGGCAGCGAAACCCAAGCCUGCAAAGGUAAUCGGCUUGGUUACUGAGCAUGAGGACUAUACUGCUGCAGCGCUCAACGACCCCACCUUCUACUACACCAAGACUUUGGAACAUGUCACGCAUUAUAUCGAGGGCGACGUGGACGACACAGCAUACACAAGCUGGUUCCGACGAUACUACUUGAAGAAAGGCUGGCAACUGUACACCAUCCAAGACCUUCUUAAGCAUAUCUCCAGACUCGGCGCUGUCUGCUCCAGCACCGACAUCAAAGAAAAGACACCUGACCUUGUUGAGGCCUUCUAUCAGAACAGAAAGCACGAAGAGACUUCCUUCAAUACUGAGAUCAAUAUGAGAAAGCAGGCCGACAAGUAUAUCAAGGACCAAGAGCUUUUCCUGAUCAAAUGGUAUCCAAACAAGAGUCAAGCCACAUUGAAGUGGGUUCAGAAGGAAGAAACUACUUUUGACAUGGACGACAUGGAACGCAAGGAGCGUUGGCAAUACUACAACUCGUCCUAUGUGCGUGCCGAGCCAACUGAGGGCGUUCCUCGCGGCAAUCUUCAGAAAGUCCUCCUCUUCCGCAACAUUUCUGGUGCCGACAGUGACUUCGACGAGGGCAACCCAAAGAAGCCAUUGAUAUACCACGAGGACUUGAACCUGCGCAUCGAAGUCAACACAUACAAGAUUAUCUACCGCGAGCCAGGUACUGAGUGGUUCUUCUACAGUGGCAACCCUCUCACUUACGAUCCCGAAACCAACGAGAGUGCUGCUCGCGAGCGUCUUCGCAAAUUCGAGAACGUCCGCACUGAGCGCUUUAAGGAGAAGUUUGAGAUGAACAAUGCUUGGAUGAAGGGCCUCGAUCGUGAUGAGGUUGCUAAGGUCAACAAUGACUUUAGAAAGUGGAUUGAUGGCGACCAACCUGCUGCAGCUGAGCCUGAGCCUAUGGUCCAGUGAUCUUCCUCUGUGAAUCUUACACCUGUAUCGCUAGGACGCAGGCCUGCUAUGGCCUCUUCAUCACAUAUCGACAUCAAUAUGCUGCCUGAUCAUGUUGUCUACGAAUUCCAUUUCCACUACAUCGCUCGAUAUCCGACUUGGUGCGACGCAAUAGCCAGACAGAAUUAUUUCGAACAUACAUCUUUGCAUGGGAUUUUCAAUUUGCUUCGCCUUUUCUUCAUUUUCUCUCCUUGAUCAUAUACAAAAAUGGUGUACUGCGCAGGUGGAUGGACGGCGUGUACACACCACGGGCGCGAUUUUGAUAUUGAUUCGUUUCAUGAGUUUUCUUCGUUGGCUUACUAUGGUGCGUUGCUUUGCACUGCGACUGGGUGGUGGGACGGCUGGAUGGAUGUAUAAUAGAUCCGAUCAAUUGAUCUCUGCUUAUACUUAACAAAGGACCCUGUGAUUCAAGAGAAGGCAAUAAAUAAUCGUAUGGGAUCGUCUCAUAUGGACCGGUAAGUUCUGUCUCUAAAGACCUUGCUACUACGUCAUAGUAGCUGUACGAAAUCGCUGACCCAGCUUGUGAGUAGAGACUGGGCUAAACAUCAGAGACCCUUACAACUAAACCUGAUUUCUGCAUGCCUCCUCGUGAUCUCUGAUUUUUCUCUUCUUUGACGGGCCUAAAUUUUCAGCACUGCUCCUCUUAGUUUAGUUGGUACGUUCUUUCUCCAAGCUCCAGAUCACAGGCGUAAUACAUCCAACCACCUAGCGACUUGUACAUCAUCACGUAUCUGUUCCGGAAACAUCAAUUGGGCUUUGCAUUCUUCAGAGUAGGUAUAUCGUAUCUCUACACAGUCACACACGUCCAUAACAAUGAUCCUACACUCCCCGCAUCGAUCCAAAAGAGAGCCAGCAAGGCAUAAAGAAACGCCAUCCCAUGCUUGCGUGAACAAUCACCUAACCCAAGAGCUGGUAUCGUAUCCAAGUAUAUAGUACAAGAAGAAAAAUUGAAAUCUGCAGUUUUUAACCGGCCCCGUCCUCAUGACCGCUGCUU